Molecule: messenger RNA, 1509 nt
Organism: Ophidiomyces ophidiicola
Lineage: Eukaryota; Fungi; Ascomycota; Eurotiomycetes; Onygenales; Onygenaceae
Exons: 4
Coding region: 1-1509 (502 amino acids)
Cellular component (GO): COP9 signalosome
Source: RefSeq, a predicted model, not a curated record
AUGGAACCAACUCCUGCUCAGAAUCAUCAUUCGACUUUCCAGGGUUCUUGUGCUGGUGAUGCCAUUUCCGGACGUAAAGAGUCAGAAUGCAGUGAUUUCACUAUCCUAAGGGUUAAUGAUGUCCCCAAAUUUGACCUGGAAUCCUACAUUGCAAACUAUAGUGGAAGGACUAGAUUCUCCAGGCUCUAUUUCAUUGGCAAUUGUUGCAGCCCACUGGCAGUGGAAGCACUGAAUAUGGCCAUCUUGGAAGCCCGGAGCGGAAAGGAUAUAACGAACUACCAGAAAGCUGUAGGAGUGCUUGCCGCGGUGGCACCAUUGGAGGCUGAAGCUAUUUUGGACAUGGUGUGGGUCGAGCAAACAUUAAAGAACGUCAAAGCCGAUACCGACCGAUUGGAACAUGAACUAAAAGGGUAUAAGAAUAACCUCAUAAAGGAAAGCAUUCGAAUGGGAAAUGAGGACCUAGGGCAGCAUUACCACGAGAUUGGUGACCUGGGAGCAGCGUCCAAGGCUUAUUCCAGGAUGCGAGAAUACUGCACUACGACGUCUCACAUCGUUUCUAUGCUUUUCAACAAUAUCAACGUCGCUAUUGACCGCAGAGACUGGUUGUCAGUGCAGUCUAAUGUUUAUCGCCUUCGUAAUAUUCAAUUCAAAGCCGACGACGAGGCAAAAAGCAAGGCAAAAAUGUGGGCAUCACUUGGCUUGUCCCAACUAGCGACAGGCGCUUAUUUUUCUGCCGCUAUCAGUUUUGUGUCAGUCGACCCAAUCCUGGGCGAUACUUAUAAACAAGUGAUAUCUGCAAAUGAUGUUACUAUCUACGGUGGCCUCUGUGCACUAGCUUCAAUGGACAGGACUGAUCUUAUCAACCACGUACUUGAAAACAAGUCAUUUCGGAGUUUUCUCGAAUUGGAACCGCACAUUCGACGAGCAAUAUCUUUUUUUUGUGGCUCGAAAUUCCGCCCAUGCCUAGAUAUCCUAGAGAGUUAUCGUACUGACUAUCUCCUCGAUAUUUAUCUACAAAAACAUGUAUAUCGGCUGUAUGAACAUAUUCGAAACAAAGCAAUACAACAGUAUGUCAUACCGUUCAGCCGAAUUACUUUGCCCGCUAUGGCAACUACCUUUUCCUCCGACGAAAUCAUGACGAGUACGGAUGACGUGAAAGAAACCGAGUCACCAUUUGUGACGGAGCUUCUUACUCUCAUACAGGAUGGUGUUCUUGAUGCUAGAGUGGAUUUGGAGAAGCGUGUUCUUGUUACCAAACGACCCAACAUUCACCUAGAAAAGCACAGUACUGCCCUUCUGAUGGUUACAGACUACCUGGAUAAUGCUCAUGUUCAGCUGCUGCGUCUAAAUUUGUUACAUUCCGGUCUAGAAGUUCCUGAAAGUCAGGUAUGUGGGCCUAGGGCCGAAACCUUGGGGGUCAGUGGGCUUGAGCGUGAAGAAGCGCCUGGAGACUUUGCGUGGAAGGCAUUUACUAGUAAAUUUCACAUGGAUUCUAGGGGAAACCGAUGA